UCGUUACUCGAGAGAGCGAUAAAAAACGUCUGAGAACACCAGCCACGUGCAAUCGCAGCAUUACGAUUCGAGCCGGCUUCGCGUUCACAAGGCCGUCAUUACAAGUAGUGCAACCAAUUAUUUAUAUUGUGAAAGUAACAUCAAUCCUGGAAAACACGAUGACCGUCCCACAAGGAGGCUCGGCUGUAUUUCAACCUAAUCGUGCCCUCGGUUUUGUGAGUAACGAUGUGCCGCUUGUCACUCGCUUUAUACAGCGUCGUCGAGAACAUCUGAUUGUAACCUGUGCGGGGCGCAGUUUUCAUACGUACGGAUGCUCGCAUUUUACUCUACUCAGCGUAUCUGGAGCGCAUCACGAAGAUAUAACAUGCCUUGCUGCUGACACUUAUCACGUAUACACAGCCGCCGGUAAGGAGAUUUAUGCUUGGAGAAGAGGAAAUGAGUUGAAACACACUUAUAGAGGACAUAAAUAUCCUGUACACCUUCUUUUUCCCUUUGGACCUCAUCUUAUAUCUAUCGAUGAACAAAGCAAGAUUAUGAUUUGGGACAUCAAGACAGAAGAACUUUAUUCCGAGACAGAGUACAAUAAUGCCACUUUUCAAGUGACUGCCAUUAUGCAUCCAACUACUUAUCUUGAUAAAAUUGUACUGGGAAGUAAACAAGGAAAAAUGAUAUUACUUAAUAUCAAAGUUAUGAAGUUGAUUCAUACGUUUGAAGGAUGGUCAUCACCAAUAACAGUUAUUGAACAAUCAACUGCAGUUGAUAUUGCAGCAGUAGGAUUAGAGAACGGUAAAAUCAUUUUUCACAAUCUCAAACUUGAUCAGACUUUGUUUGAACUUGAGCAAGAUUGGGGAUGUGUAACGUCAAUAUCGUUUAGAACUGAUAAUCAGGAAAUUAUGGCCACUGGAAGCAUGAAUGGACACAUUGUUCUUUGGGAUCUUAAAAAUCGCAGAGUUGAGAAUUGUAUUACAAAUGCUCACUUUUCGUCUGUGACAGGAAUGAAGUUUUUAGCUAAUGAACCUCUAUUAGUAUCAUCUUCUCCAGAUAAUUCUUUAAAAUUAUGGAUUUUUGAUGCUGCUGAUGGUGGAGGUAGACUCUUGAGAAUAAGGGAAGGACAUGCAGAACCUCCUACUAGUAUAAGAUUCUAUGGAGAAGAUGGCUCUAAUAUUCUAUCCAUUAGCGGAGAUUCAUCACUGAGGAUAUUUAAUACAAAAACAGAAACUUUCAAUAAAUCAUUAGGCAGAGCUUCAUUCAAUAGAAAAGCUUCCAAAAAGAAAGGAAGAGCAAUAGAAGAUCCUUUGAUUAUGCCUGCCAUGACAGCUCUUGCAGCAGAAGCUGCUAGAGAAAAAGAUUGGGACAAUAUUAUUACUACCCACCAUGGCUUAGGUGUAGUUACCACAUGGUCAUACAAUAAAUUGAAAAUGGGCAGUAUCAAAUUGUUACCUGAAAAAAUCAAGUAUAAUUUGAAUGUAACAGCAACUGCUAUUACCAUUACUCAGUGUGGUAACUUUGCCAUUAUUGGUUAUAAUAAUGGUCAUUUGGAAAGGUUCAAUCUUCAAUCUGGAGCUCAUAGAUGCUCAUAUGGUAAUGAAAGUGGAGCUCAUGAUGGCCCUAUCAAGGGUGUAAGUGUUGACUGCAUUAAUUCAGUAGUCGUUAGUGGUGGUAGAGAUGCUACUGUAAAAUUUUGGCCAUUCAAGCCUACUAAAGAUACCCAACCAAAAGCAGUUAUUGCUCUUAAAGAAUCAGUUGAAUUCUUGAGAUCUCAUACUGAAAAUUCAUUAGUUGCCGUUGCCUUGCAAGAUUUUUCUAUUUGUGUGAUUGACAUAGACAUGCAUCGCGUUGUGCGAAUAUUAGAAGGACACAGAGGACCAUUAACAGAUGUGACAUUUAGUCCUGAUUCUAGGUGGAUUGUCAGUUCUUCUAUUGACAGAACCAUCAGAGUAUGGGACAUUCCAUCAGCUCAAGUUAUAGAUAUUUUCCAGGUUCCAGAGGCUUGUAUUUCUCUAACAUUUUCUCCAACUGGGGAGUUUCUAGCAACUGCACAUACUUGUAACUUAGGAAUAAUGUUGUGGACAAAUAAGACUUUAUAUUCGCAGAUAACACUGAAGUCGAUUGACUCAGAAAGUAAUAUUCCUAGUAUUCCAUUACCUGGUACUACUACUGAUGUAGUUACUGCUGGAGAUCUUGAAGAUCUUAUGGUAAUUGAUGAGGAACCAAAUGAAGAGGAACAAAAUGAUGAAAAACCAGAUGAUGAAGAAACUGACUAUAAAUCUCCUGAAUGUCUCAGUAAAAAACUUGUUACCUUAUCAGCACUUCCUUCUUCCCGCUGGUUGAAUCUUUUGAAUAUUAGUGAAAUCAAAAGACGCAAUAAGCCAAAAGAACCACCAAAAAAACCAGUAGCAGCUCCUUUCUUUCUUCCUACAUCUGCUGGACUUCAAGUACAAUUUGAUUUUUCUGGCAUAGAAAAAGAUGAUAGUCAAAGUAAAUUAUUAACUCAUCAUGAUUUUAAAAGUCUUACAGUAUUUGGUUGUUUAUUAGAAAAAUGUGCUCUAACUGAAGAAUACAAUGAAGCUAUAAAUAAAUUGAAACUCAUGAAUCCUAGUGAAAUAAAUGUGGAAAUAGAAACUUUAUCAUUUGAUAUGAUAAUUGCAGUUCCUAUGUUAAAGAAAUUUAUGAAAUUGUUAAAACAUAUGUUAAAAAGUAAACAAGAUUUCGAACUAGCUCAAGCAUAUCUUUCAACAUUUUUGAAGUGUCACGGAGCUACAAUAGUAGAGAACAAAGAACUGGCAGAUUACCUCCAUGAACUAAAGAGGUAUCAAAUCAAGAGUUGGAAGAAGCUAAGAGAAGAGCUAUUUUACAACCUAUGUGUGGUUGAACAUUUGAAACGAAAUUAAUUUUUAAACAAAUAUAUGUUGUAAUUAUUUUGUAUAUUUUGUAAAUAUAUGUUGAUGACUUUU
Molecule: messenger RNA, 2954 nt
Organism: Trichogramma pretiosum
Lineage: Eukaryota; Metazoa; Arthropoda; Insecta; Hymenoptera; Trichogrammatidae
Product: WD repeat-containing protein 36
Exons: 4
Coding region: 159-2891 (910 amino acids)
Biological process (GO): rRNA processing
Cellular component (GO): small-subunit processome; Pwp2p-containing subcomplex of 90S preribosome
Molecular function (GO): protein binding
Source: RefSeq, a predicted model, not a curated record